AUUUACACCACCAUUUUCUAUAUUUAUAAAAAAUUUAAAAAAAUAAUUUUGUUUGGUUGAAACUUUUCAACGGGAAGAAGAAACCAUUCUCAAAACGGCGUCGGAUUAGAAUGACACUGGGACAGGGUCAACGACGGCGUGCGCGGUUUGCAGCGUCCGGGAAUCUAGCACGUGUCAUCGUUGUCGACACACCGUAACUUCGUAAUCACAUUCGGCAUCUACCUUACCAAAUCCUCCAUUUUCAUUCAUUUUCUAUUUCGUUUUUCUCUUCUCAACUCAGAAAUCAAUUCUCACUUUCAUUUCAAUUCAUCGAUCAUUCACCAAAAUGUUAGAACAGUUACUGAUAUUCACAAGAGGAGGAUUGAUCCUCUGGACCUACAAGCAACUCAGUAACGCUCUCAAGGGAUCACCGAUCGACACGUUGAUCCGAUCCUGUCUUUUGGAGGAGCGAUCCGGUGCGGCAUCCUUCAACUACGAUGCACCUGCUGCUUCAUACUCCCUCAAAUGGACCUUUCACAACGAUCUUGGACUUGUCUUUGUCGCUGUCUAUCAGCGCAUCCUUCAACUCUUCUACGUCGAUGAUUUACUCGCCGCCGUCAAGCGCGAGUUCUCGCGCCUCUACCAUCCCCAAAAAACCGCGUACCGAGAAUUUGACGAGAUUUUCAAUCAGCUCAAGAUUGAAGCCGAGGCUCGCUCCGAAAAUUUCAAGAAAUCGAAUCCCAUGCCUGUGAGGAACUACCAGGCCAUGGGACAGGGGCAAGGGCAUAAGCCUCGAUCCGAAAAGAAGAGCGACGAUGGUGCUUUGAAAAGUGACGGUGAUGGCAAAAAGGGUAAUAAGUUUGUUGCUAACGAUUCUAACUUGAAGAGUAGUAGUAAUAACAACAAUAAUGAUAAUAAUAGAAAGAAUGUGAAUAACGGUGAAGAGAAUCGAAGUUCCAAAAAUGGGGCUUUUGAUGUAAAUAGGCUUCACAAGCUUAGGGGAAAAGGGGGGAAUAAUGGGAAGAAGGCAGAUGGUGUUGGUGCGAAGGCAGAGCCCAAAAAGGUGAUUAAGAAAAACAGGGUUUGGGAUGAUUCGGCUCCCCAAACCAAACUGGACUUUACGGAUCGUGUGGAUGGGGAUGGAGACAGAAAGGUAGAUUUUUUGGCUAAGGAACAAGGGGAGAGUAUGAUGGAUAAAGAAGAGAUUCUUAGCAGUGACAGUGAGGUUGAGGAGGAUGUUGAUGACACUGGAAAGGACAGUAAGUCCGCUGCUAAAAAGAAGGGUUGGUUUUCCUCUAUGUUCCAGAGUAUUGCUGGGAAGGCCAAUUUAGAGAAGUCAGACUUGGAACCAGCUUUGAAAGCUCUGAAGGACAGGCUCAUGACCAAGAAUGUGGCUGAGGAAAUAGCUGAGAAACUAUGUGAGUCAGUGGCAGCAAGUCUAGAAGGAAAAAAACUAGCUUCGUUUACGAGGAUAUCUUCGACAGUGCAUGCGGCAAUGGAAGAAGCACUUGUUCGUAUUUUAACUCCUCGGCGUUCUAUUGACAUAUUGAGGGAUGUGCAUGCUGCCAAGGAACAAAGGAAACCAUAUGUUGUUGUAUUUGUUGGUGUUAAUGGAGUUGGAAAAUCUACUAAUUUAGCUAAGGUUGCUUACUGGCUUCUGCAGCACAACAUUAGUGUCAUGAUGGCUGCUUGUGAUACAUUUCGAUCAGGAGCUGUUGAACAGCUGCGGACUCAUGCUCGUAGACUCCAGAUCCCUAUAUUUGAAAAAGGCUAUGAAAAAGAUCCUGCCAUUGUAGCAAAAGAAGCAAUUCAGGAAGCUUCACGCAAUGGUUCAGAUGUGGUUUUAGUUGAUACAGCUGGCCGUAUGCAGGAUAAUGAACCGUUGAUGAGAGCACUGUCGAAGCUCAUCAACCUUAACAAUCCUGACCUGGUCUUAUUUGUCGGUGAAGCACUGGUUGGUAAUGAUGCAGUUGAUCAGCUUUCGAAGUUCAACCAGAAAUUAGCCGAUCUUUCAACAUCAUCUACACCCAGAUUGAUAGAUGGGAUCUUGCUCACAAAGUUUGACACCAUUGAUGAUAAGGUGGGGGCUGCACUUUCAAUGGUUUACAUAUCUGGAGCACCGGUCAUGUUUGUGGGCUGUGGACAGUCCUACACUGACCUUAAGAAACUCAAUGUCAAGUCAAUUGUGAAGACGCUCCUUAAAUGAGGGAACAAACUAAACCUGUCAUUCAUGUCUCUGUUUGAUGAGUAACUUGAUUAUCCCCCAUGAUAAUAUGUGACUAUGUGACUAUGGCUUUGGAGGCAAUUUGGUUUGUUUACAUUGGGAAGCUUCUUUCCUCUGUCCACCUUGAGAAUAGCGUGUGUAACUGUAUACUAUCAUCUAAUUUUUCUCACCUUAAUAAGUAAAUAGCCUUCACAAACAUGCAGAUAUCUAACUAUUUCGUGCGACAAAUAAAAUCUCAGGUUUUUUAUAAUUUUAGUGAGAUAUAAUAAAUGCUUUCUUUUGCAAAAUAAAUACAUAA
Abrus precatorius (Indian licorice) is the source of this 2501-nucleotide messenger RNA. RefSeq names its product signal recognition particle receptor subunit alpha-like. Bases 326 to 2185 code for a protein of 619 amino acids. The transcript is spliced from 9 exons. Gene Ontology annotation, cellular component: signal recognition particle receptor complex; endoplasmic reticulum membrane. Gene Ontology annotation, biological process: SRP-dependent cotranslational protein targeting to membrane. Lineage: Eukaryota; Viridiplantae; Streptophyta; Magnoliopsida; Fabales; Fabaceae. Gene Ontology annotation, molecular function: signal recognition particle binding; ATP hydrolysis activity; GTP binding. The record is from RefSeq and is a predicted model, not a curated record.